Messenger RNA from Amphiprion ocellaris (clown anemonefish), 4277 nucleotides. It is a transcript of the gene c4h22orf23, whose product is annotated as chromosome 4 C22orf23 homolog. The coding region runs from base 127 to 729 and encodes 200 amino acids. The record is from RefSeq and is a predicted model, not a curated record. NCBI's taxonomy places the organism in Eukaryota, Metazoa, Chordata, Actinopteri, Pomacentridae. The transcript has 7 exons.
GUUAUCUGGUUGCUAUAGCAACAAGCUGUUGCUCUCAGCACCACCGAAGAAGACGCUCCGUUCUCCUGAGGUCUGUUUAAAAUUAGCGUGUUUUCAGCGGACUUUUCAUUGAAAAAGAGCUGGCGGAUGGAGACCUCUUCACAGAGUACAGCUGGCAGAGGACUGUGGAACAAUCCCAGAGUCACCCAGUGUAGCAGGGAGGCCCAAAACAUGCUGAAAUUAAUGAAGGAGGAAUCAAGACUUGCCAACAUUCAGAGAAGGGAGAUUGAUAAAUGUCCAAAAAACAGGGCAGCUUUGCCUUUCACCUCUGAUGCCACACCGUCGUCUACUUCCAGUAAAUCUAUACAGAAACAACUGCCAGGCAUUUGUCAGAAACGCAGCGCUGAAUGUUGUCGGUCUGGGAACAGCUACACGAGAGAAAAGUUCCGUCCUGGUCCUACACGAGACUUAGAGAAGGAGAAGAAGAGGCUUCAGAACAUUUUGGCAACAGGAAAAGAAGAGGCCUCAGCUGCAUCUCCUCACAAAGCUCCUGCAUGUCGUGACCCAGAGGUGUCAGAGGAGGAGGAUCGGUAUGAGGAAGUUCUGAAUGAAAUAGAGGAGAGAAGACAGUUCCUGGCAGAUAUGGCCUCACUGGGUCAGGAGAAGAACUACAUUGACAUUAUCAACACAGAGAUAUCACAGAAAAUUCGAGAACUGGAGGUGUUGGACAAGGCCCACAGUUCCAAGUAGGACGCAGUGAUGGAGUGGAGGACGGACAACAGAAACUGUGGCAGCAGAGAACACUGACUGGACAUGUUGUUGUCAGGUUCUUUUAAAGUUUUAACUUGGAAACUAUGAAUAGAUUGAAUCAAAACCAUCCAACACAAAGCUUAGAAUGUGAGGAGUUAAGUCUGAUGUCUGCAGAAAGGCUACAAACCUAAUAGCUGCUUUGUGCUUCAACAGUACAGCAGUGAAAUCAACAAGCAUGAUCUACUUGCAUGAACUUUCUUUAUUCCUCUGCCUUCCAGUGUCAGUAUUUUACUUAAUCCUGCUGCUGGUUUACGACAAUGUAUAGCUGACAAAAGUGUGGCGCUACAGAAGCCCUUGGUUUCAGCUGGACAGGUAAAUAGGCACAGAGCAGAAACAGACAUAACAGAGAUUACCAUUUAAAAUGGAGGACAAAUACAUAAACUAGAUGACAAAACAAGAACAGAAUGAGUAAACUUACAUACAUUAGCAUUAGCUGAACGGACGAUGUUCACCCACGUAUGCAAUUAAAUAAAUGGCACUCAAACACUCAAUAUUAACAUGUUUUCUUCUAUCCAUUUUAAGGCGAAACAGAACAGAAAGGCAUAAUAAAAUAUAAAAUUAAUGAUUGCAUAUUCAGAUUUUUCCCCAGUGGUUAAAACUGUUAUAAAAUGGGCUACCGUUGAUAAAAUACGGUUAUUGCAUGUGUGACCUUUUGUAUUAAAACAGACAUCUGCAGUUUGAUACUUUUUAAUAUUCUACUCCUCACAUUUUCUCUCCAGUCACACCCACUCAUAAAUACUGUAUCUACGUUCGUAAACACAAGGAAAUGACAAACAAUAUAGCAGCUACAAGUCUUUAGGUAUCCUUUGUUGAUUGAGGAUUUUAAGAGUACAUGUUGAAGUUUAAAGCAAAUUUUAUCUUAAAAACCUUUUAAUUCUACUAGUACCACAGGCUUAAAUAUGACAUUAAACCUCAGACAUCCAUCCUAUGAAGGAGCACAGGAGAGGAUAUUGAAGGAGCGUACGUCAGGUUAAGAGUAAAAACAUGAAAAACUCAUCGAUAUUGGGGAUCAACAUAAACUAACUUCAUUCAGCGCGAACAGACGAGACACCUUUGCUGAACCUUGAUGAAGGCCUAAAGGACAGAGUCGCUGUGCAAUGCAGGGAAAGUGAAGCAACAACAUACAACAGAUCAGUGCAGUAAUACAUAAACCCGCUCUACACUUCACUAGCUUGAAUAUUCAGAGCUUAAAGCUCUUAAAGCACUUGAGUUGUUAGAUGGUCUCUUUGAAACACACAAAGGCAACUGAAAAUAAACUUUUUAGAGAGCAGGGAGUGGAGUCUGGGUUGCACUUAACAGUUAGAGAAGAUGCCGUCUUCUUGAACUGAGAAAUUUAUUUUCCCACGUCUUUUUAAAAUUUCCUUAGUCUUGUUAAAACUGUCCAAUAUCCUCUCGAAGUAGAUAUAUCUUCCGCUCUUUAGCUCUUCUCCUUGUGAGGGCUUUGGUUCUUUCCCGGUUCUCCUUUAUGGCUCAGUCGCUUGAGCACCUUAAUGGGUUUAAACUUUGCCCCUUUUUUCUUCUGCUGGUUGCUCUCUGGUUCCUUAUGAAAGUCUGAUGGGGAUAAAAGUAAGAAAUAAAAUGACAUAGCAACUGCAUUGUCUAGAAGCAAAACUUAAAAUGGUACCAAAACUUUUUUUUUUUUUUUUUUUUUAAACCAAAAAUGAACUCAACAGAGCACUACUUUCAUGUUGUAGGAUACAGAGAUGCACUCUGUAGCAUCACUGUAGUUGAUUCCUAGGUUGACACUGGAUAAGAAUACGGUUUUUCUUCACGUGUUCAUCAUAGUGCCGUUAGUGGGGUUUUGUUUCCAGGUGGUUGAACAGCUCAGUUUGUUAUUUUGUGGCACACAUACAAGUUUCACGCAAUCUUUGAAUAUGGUUAUUUUUUACGUGUCCUAAAUCCAAAAUACUUCCAAAUGUGGGCUGAUUUUUUAAAAAAAUGUAACCACUAAAGGUUAGGUUUACUGAGAUGAAGAACGUCUUUUCUGAGAGUAUCUAGUUUGACAGAGUAGCUCUUUACAUUCUGCACCAGACAUUUGAUUUUCAUUUUGCACCUCUGCUCUGUGUUGUGUUAGUCAUCUACCCGAGACUGCAGCCACAACAUACAGGAAAUGUUUGCACAGGCUGCAGCUGCAGGAGUGCAUGCACAGCAGCAUGACGACUCCCCAACAGCGAACGUGAAACAUGCCUGUGUAGAUUCUCAGUCAUCAGCUUCAGUAAAAAUCCUACAAGAAACCUACAAGAGAAGUCCAGUUUAUUUUUACUGACGCUCCUACGAGAACGUGAAACAUCCUAAUCGCUCGUUUGUUGUGAGGCUACUUGUACGGCUGUUAGUUUAGGAAGCGCUUGAAAUAAUAUGCAGUGGGGUUUUCUAUGAGCAAACAUUUAAAAUGCUAAUAUCGCAGUCAACUUAAAUUACAACAUGCUGAAAGAUUAGUGUGAAAUUUUUAACCAGUGAUGCCAAAAAAAUUAAAAAAUAAAUACUGCCUAUACCAAGCUUUAAAACUCCAUUAUUUGUGCAGCCUGAACGCUCUUGUGUUAAAUCUGUUAAAUAUUAAAUAUCAUCCUACCUUUCUUCUUCAGCAUGGCCUCCAUGAGUUUGUCCUCCUCUUCGUCUCUGUUACAGAACAAGCAUUAAUUUGCAGAUAUUUACAAACAUCAACAAUCUGUCCUUUCUGUUCCGCUGCUGAGACACACAGUAACUAGCAGCUAUCGAUUACCUCUGCCUGUCCUGGUCCAUGUUGUUGACUAUUUGGUUGCGCUGUUCGAUGAUGGUAACCAGCUCAGCCAUAAGCUCCUGCUCCCGACUCUUGUCCUCUUCAGUCCAGUCUUUCUCUGGUUAACGGAGGGAACGGUGGAAGGAGAGCAAGAGUAAUUCAACCGUUUUUCCUGAGCUGCACUAGUACAUUAUGUGAAUGCACAAAGUAAAUAUUAGACAUUUUAAUUCUAAUCACUUUGUAGGUGUUCAGAAGGUUUGUACAUACUAAAGCAAGCACAGACCAUCAGUGAGUACAAAAAUAAAUGCACAUCUGUCAUUCUGUCAGGUAACAUUGUCAGCAGAGAGUAUUGUGUUCAUCAGUGUGUAAUUGACACGUGUAUUAAAGCAGCUGUUGUGUUUAUGGGUUGCACAAUUAAGAGUGAUCAAACAUUGCAGUGUGUGCAAAAAAAAUGUAGAGUGAAAACAAUGACGCCACAGAAUAUUAAUGACUAAAACUGAAGUGCAUUUCCCAUUUGCUGAGAGCAUCUGGAAUGAAGUUUUUUAACAUGAUAAUGACACCUGGUUUGUUGAGAAGACACCUCAGUUCGUACUCCACAUCAGCCUGCCUCUCCUCCAGGUUCUGCUGCUUCGCCCUACAGUGAACAAUAUACAAACUGUAUGUCAGGAAAUGUAACCUUAUAUAUGGCUCCAUACUUGAGAAUUACACUGUAUUACAUAUGUAUUUUGAGAAACACUUUGAUAUUGAUUUGACAUUAAAAGAUUCUCCGGUC